AUGGGUGUCCCCAAUCUCAAGCACGACCCGGACCAGGCCAGCAGCAGCGCCGACCCCAAGACCGACCAGCUUCCCCCGCGGUUGUCGACGGGUGAAAAUGACUCGGCCGACCAGCUCCUUGAGAACCUCGGCUACAAGCCAGAGCUGGCGCGCACUCGCUCGACGCUGCAGGUGGCCUUCAUGUCCUUUGUCCUGGCUGCAAUCCCCUAUGGCCUCGCCACAACCCUCAACUACCCGCUCGUCGGAGGCGGGCCCGUCAACAUCAUCUGGGGCUGGCUCUUGGUCUCCGCAAUCAUUGUCUGUGUUGCUUCGUCCCUUGGUGAAAUCACGAGUGUCUAUCCCACAGCCGGAGGUGUCUACUAUCAGGCCUUUAUGCUGGCCUCUCCUCGCUGGCGUCGCGUUGCCAGCUGGAUCUGUGGCUGGCUCUACGUUGUCGGCAACAUCACAAUCACCCUGGCCGUCAACUUUGGUACAACCCUAUUCUUCGUCUCGUGCAUUAACGUCUUCGAAAAGGCGCCCGGCGUCGGCGUCUUCGAAGGCACGAACUAUCAGGUCUUCCUCGUCUUUCUCGCCAUCACCUUCAUGUGCAACGCAGUGUCGGCCCUCGGCAAUCGAUGGCUUCCUUGGCUUGAUACCGGUGCCAUCUUUUGGACGUUUGCUGGUGUCAUCGCCAUCAUGGUGUCCGUCCUCGCAAUUGCUAAGAAUGGCCGCCACGACGCCAAAUACGUCUUCACCCAUUUCGAGACCAGCUCGGGCUGGCCUGAUGGCUGGUCAUUUUGCGUCGGCCUUCUGCAUGCUGGUUACGCCACCUCGUCAACGGGCAUGAUCGUCUCCAUGUGCGAGGAAGUACAAAAGCCAUCGGUCCAGGUCCCCAAAGCCAUGGUCGCCACCAUCUUCAUCAACACCGUCGCCGGCCUGCUCUUCCUAAUCCCCCUCGUCUUUGUCCUUCCGGACAUCCCGACCCUCAUCCAGGUUUCCGCCGGCCAGCCGGUACCCGCCAUCAUCAAGGAUGCCGUUGGCUCUUCGGGCGGCGCCUUUGGCCUCCUCGUUCCCAUCAUGGUGCUGGCCCUCAUAUGCGGCAUCGGGUGCACCACGGCCACUUCGCGCUGCACCUGGGCCUUUGCUCGCGACGGCGCCAUUCCCGGUUCUCGCUGGUGGAUGAAGGUCAACCGCAAGCUCGACGUGCCUCUCAACGCCAUGAUGCUGAGCAUGGUAGUGCAAAUCGUGCUCGCCCUCAUCAACUUUGGCUCCUCAGCCGCCUUCAACGCCUUUUCCGGCGUCGGCGUCAUUUGCCUCACGGCUUCCUACGCCGUCCCCAUCGCCAUAAGCCUUUUCAGUGGCAGGAAGCAGGUCAAGACGGGCCAAUUCUACCUCGGCCCCAUUGGCGUAGUCUGCAAUGUCGUCGCCGUUGCCUGGUCCUUGCUGGCGUUGCCUCUGUUCUGCAUGCCAUCGACGAUCCCUGUCACCGCCGCGACUGUCAACUACGCGCCGGCCGUCUUCGUGGCCGCCAUGGCCAUCUCGGGGAUUUGGUACUGGGCUUGGGGCCACAAGAACUAUGCCGGCCCUCCUGUGCAGGGAGAGUGA
Molecule: messenger RNA, 1584 nt
Organism: Hirsutella rhossiliensis
Lineage: Eukaryota; Fungi; Ascomycota; Sordariomycetes; Hypocreales; Ophiocordycipitaceae
Product: amino acid permease domain-containing protein
Exons: 5
Coding region: 1-1584 (527 amino acids)
Biological process (GO): transmembrane transport; amino acid transport
Cellular component (GO): membrane
Molecular function (GO): transmembrane transporter activity
Source: RefSeq, a predicted model, not a curated record